AUGUUGCGUACUUUUUGCCGUUUGCCACGAACCGCUGCCAUUGCUACGCGUCCUUUAACCAUUGCCCGUGGCAUUCACGCCGAAUCAGCUGGUGCCAAGGAAGCCUACAUUGAGCGUUUGACAGGUGACCAAGAGGGUAUUGCUGUUCUCAAGCUCGACCGACCUGCUGCACGCAACGCAUUAUCUAUCAAGUUGCUUCGUGAAUUCCGUGAAGCUCUCGAAGAGAUCCGAUUUUCUAGUGAUGCACGUGUGCUUAUUGUUCAGAGCUUGGUCAAGGGUGUGUUUUGUGCUGGUGCUGAUCUCAAGGAACGUGCUACCAUGAAUCCCACUCAGGUUACUCAAUUCUUGCAUUCACUUCGUCAAGCUUAUCGCGACCUUGAGACACUUCCUAUCCCUACGAUUGCUGCUAUUGAUGGUGCUGCUUUGGGUGGUGGAUUGGAAAUGGCAUUGUCUUGUGAUAUGCGCAUUGCUGGUCCCGGUGCAAAGAUUGGUCUUCCAGAGACUAAGCUUGCCAUCAUUCCAGGAGCUGGUGGUACUCAGCGAUUGACCAAGUUGAUUGGCCCUUCCAAGGCUAAAGAGUUGAUCUUUACUGCACAAGCAUUGGAUAACAAGCGUGCACAUGAAUAUGGCAUUGUAAAUUAUGCAGCAGAGGAUAAUGCAUAUGAUCGUGCAGUGACCCUUGCAGAGAGCAUUCUUCCUCAGGCACCCCUUGCACUUAGAGCAGCCAAGAUGGCAGUGGAUCGUGGAGCCAUGAUGGACAUGGAUGCUGGUCUUGAGAUUGAACAAGCCUACUAUGCACAAAUUAUUCCUACUGAAGAUCGACUAGAAGGAUUGCGUGCUUUCAAGGAAAAGAGAAAGCCAGUAUACAAAGGUCGCUAG
This is a messenger RNA of Lichtheimia ornata, 879 nucleotides long. RefSeq lists its product as uncharacterized. Gene Ontology annotation, biological process: fatty acid beta-oxidation. Bases 1 to 879 code for a protein of 292 amino acids. The transcript is spliced from 8 exons. NCBI's taxonomy places the organism in Eukaryota, Fungi, Mucoromycota, Mucoromycetes, Mucorales, Lichtheimiaceae. The record is from RefSeq and is a predicted model, not a curated record. Gene Ontology annotation, cellular component: mitochondrion. Gene Ontology annotation, molecular function: enoyl-CoA hydratase activity.